AUGGAUCCAAACGCUCUGGCAAAGGCCUUCGUCGAGCACUACUACACCACUUUCGACACGAAUCGCCCGGGACUCGCUAACCUGUACCAGGAUGGGUCUAUGCUGACUUUCGAGGGUCAGCAAUUUCAGGGCGCUCAGAACAUCGCUGCCAAGCUCGCCAGUCUACCCUUCCAGCAGUGCCAGCACAGCAUUACCACCGUUGAUUGCCAGCCUUCCGGCCCUGCUGGCGGUAUGCUUGUCUUCGUCAGCGGCAAUCUCCAACUCGCGGGCGAACAGCAUGCCCUCAAAUUCAGUCAGGUGUCUCUCUUCAAACACGUCUUGCGCUCAUGUGUGCUCGAUUAG
This is a messenger RNA of Thlaspi arvense, 342 nucleotides long. Lineage: Eukaryota; Viridiplantae; Streptophyta; Magnoliopsida; Brassicales; Brassicaceae. The record is from the annotation of a GenBank genome assembly.